Esox lucius (northern pike) is the source of this 359-nucleotide messenger RNA. It is a transcript of the gene tomm6, whose product is annotated as translocase of outer mitochondrial membrane 6 homolog (yeast). Gene Ontology annotation, cellular component: mitochondrial outer membrane translocase complex. The transcript is spliced from 3 exons. The coding region runs from base 23 to 223 and encodes 66 amino acids. The record is from RefSeq and is a predicted model, not a curated record. Lineage: Eukaryota; Metazoa; Chordata; Actinopteri; Esociformes; Esocidae.
UCCCCAUAAUAUUUUAGCUAACAUGAGUGGAUCUGGGAAAAAGGCUGUCGGAGCACCGGCUGGUGGUGUUGUGGAAUGGAUAAGUACAGCUUGUCGAUUUGCUACAGAUAGGAAUGAUUUCCGAAGAAACCUACUGGUAAAUCUAGGCCUUUUUGCAGCUGGAGUUUGGGUUGCCAGAAAUCUCUCAGAUUUUGACCUGAUGUCCCCUCAACCAAUCACCUAGAUGAAGACCUGGUUGGAUUUCCUAAGAGGUGUUUCGGACCGAAAUGGCACUGACAAGGGACAUCAUAUUGACUUAAUUUUUACUGAGUUAGCAUAAAAUCCUUGUUUGUUGGUAAUUAAAUGUUUAUUUAAAAUUA